UUUUCCAUAUUUUAGGAGAAUGUUAGUAGAUGUUAGUGUUAGGGGAGAAGGGGGGGUGGGGUUUGAGCCGCCGACCUCAUUAUGGGCGUAAAUGUUGGGCCAUCGGGGCUAGCACCCCACAUGCAAAUUAAUGAAAUUAAUGACUUGGCUCGGGUUAUUUGCGUGGAAUUCUGGAAGUGGGCUUCACAAAGAGGGAAUCGAAAAUUCUGCAGGCGCUUUCCUGUAGUGUACCCAUUAUGACAGAUCCGGAUCGUUUAUUUUUGGCAAUCAAUGUUCAGAUACGUUUGUUAACUUUGAUCGGUUAAAAUUAAUUUUUACCGGUCAAAGUUAACCAACUUAUUGAAACUAUUGAUUGUCGAGAUGAAUGAUCCAGAUCUGUCCUACAGGGUGCACUACACGGAGCGCCAACAGCGAUGCACACAAUAGGAGUAUGUACCCAGUAGUCGAACUCGUGUGUGAAACAUAUAGUUCAAUUUCUUUCAUGUAAAUGAUGGCCGGUUAAAACAGCCGUUAUUAACAUUCCCAGUAAUAAUUUCACAAAGCUGCGCGAUGCAGUACCAAAUGAUUGCCGACUUGCGGUGGCUUUCACAAGAAAAACAGAGCAAACAAGUGAAAAAGAAAAGGAUCACGUUUUUCUAAUACUUCCAGUCAACCAACAACCAACGAUUACAUCAACGAGCACUCUUCAUCAUUGUCAUACUGUACGCAUCUCGAAUCUCAAAACUUCCGAGUCUACCCCAGAAACCCAGAGGCUCCCUCCAAUCACUGGAUCAUGCCCAUAAUCCCGUGUUCUUGAUCAAUCAAGUUGAAUCCAUUGCUCCAAAUCUAUGAGUCAGUUAAAGGAGAAAUCCAAGGCUUUCAUCAACAACAGAUGGCUGGUGUUCGUGGCCUCAAUGUGGGUCCAGUCGUGUGCCGGGAUUGGGUACUUGUUUGGGAGCAUAUCGCCGGUGAUAAAGAGCGAAAUGGGGUACAACCAGAGGCAAAUCGCCAUCUUGGGAGUGGCCAAAGAUCUGGGGGACAGUAUCGGGUUUAUCGCGGGUAGUUUGUGCGAGAUUUUGCCGAUUUGGGCUGUUCUUAGCAUUGGGGUGGUCCAGAAUUUUGUUGGGUAUGGCCUGCUUUGGCUCAUUGUCUCUGACAAGUUGCCUAAUUUGCCCUUGUGGGUGCUGUGUGUUUCCAUAUUUGUUGGAACGAACGGAGAGACAUACUUCAACACUGGAGCUUUGGUAUCAUGUGUUCAGAACUUUCCCAAAAGCCGUGGUCCCAUAGUGGGGAUACUGAAGGGAUUCGCUGGUCUAAGUGGUGCUAUUUUAACUCAACUGUAUGCCUCAAUCAACACUUCUAAUCAGUCGACACUGAUCUUGAUGAUCGCAGUUUGGCCCACUAUUGUAGUCCUUUCUCUCAUGUUCAUUGUUAGACCAGUUGGAGGUCACAGACAAGUUAGAUCAUCCGAUGAUUCAAGUUUCUUGUUCACUUAUGGUGUCUGUCUCGUUCUGGCAGCCUAUUUGUUGGUCAUUUUGUUGCUCGAUGAUAUAGUAGAUUUAAGCCAAACAUUAAUAACAAUUUUCACAGUUGUGUUGAUAAUUAUCAUAUUGCUUCCAGUAAUGAUACCUAUAAGAUUGAGUUUUUUCUUGGAACCAAGACUUCCGACAGAGGAGAGCCUUCUCCCUCAACCUCAAAUACAAGAGGGGACUGAGGUCAUUCUUAGUGAGGUUGAAGAUGAGAAAUCUGAAGGAGAAGAAUCGCUUACAGCAUCAGAAAGGCAUAAGCGAAUUGCUCAGUUGCAAGCUAAACUGUUUCAAGCAGCUGCUGAAGGAGCAGUCAGGGUCAAGCGAAAGAAAGGUCCACGUAGAGGAGAGAACUUCACUUUGCUACAGGCAUUAGUGAAGGCAGAUUUUUGGCUUAUUUUUUUCUCCCUUGUACUGGCUUCCGGUUCCGGUUUGACAGUUGUUGACAAUCUGGGUCAGAUGUGCCUAUCUCUGGGAUAUAGCGAGACACACAUAUUUGUAUCCAUGAUUAGCAUUUUCAACUUUCUUGGCCGUGUCGGUGGCGGGUUCAUUUCUGAACUUAUCAUAAGGAACUAUGGCUAUCCCAGACCGGUGGCAAUGGCUUUUGUACAAGUCUUUAUGGCAUGUGGUCUUUUUUAUUAUGCCAUGGGUUGGCCAGGGGAAAUAUAUGUUCUGACCGUGAUAAUAGGACUUGGAUAUGGAGCCCACUGGGCCAUUAUGCCAGCUGCAAUCUCAGAACUGUUUGGCUUGAAAAGUUUCGGUGCAUUAUAUAAUUUCCUCACACUUGCAAGCCCAGCAGGUUCGUUAAUUUUCUCUGGUGUUCUAGCAAGUGGCAUAUACGACUACGAAGCAGAAAAACAAGCUUCUCUUAAACAGAAGGCUUUGGGAGUUCUUAUGGACGAUGACUCACUCUCUUGUAGUGGUAGCAUUUGUUACUCCAUCACUUGUGGUAUUUUGUCAGGAUUAUGUGCUAUUGCAGCAGUGCUGAGUUCGAUUGUUGUUUAUCGGACCAAGAGUGUGUAUACACAACUCUAUGGAAAGCAGACUGUCUGAAACGCGCGAGGGGUGAAAAAUCGUUGCUUAUUUUGCUGCAAGUAUGUGCCGGUUGAAAUAAUGCUGGAGCAACAAAAUGGACUACAUCAACCUGCUCGGGUUCCUAAACAGAAAACCAAAGAACAGAUGGCAUCACUAUUUUUCAAUUUUGUUACUUUGGCCGGAAGGAGUCCGUUAUGUAUUGGCAGUAGAAUGAAGACCAUUGCUCUUUAUUGAUUUUCUAGCACAAUGUACCGGAAUAGAUUCUCCUUGAGCAGUUCAUUUCCUACUUUUUUAAAAUGGGAAUAUAUUAUUCUUCUGUAAAACAUGAGCCAGGAUCCAGAUUUGUAUUUCAGACUGUUGUAUAAGCAAUAAAUACCAAUGACAUUCAUGUCACGGUUUCCAAUUCA
Messenger RNA from Rhododendron vialii, 2947 nucleotides. RefSeq names its product protein NUCLEAR FUSION DEFECTIVE 4-like. Bases 828 to 2558 code for a protein of 576 amino acids. The record is from RefSeq and is a predicted model, not a curated record. The transcript is spliced from 3 exons. NCBI's taxonomy places the organism in Eukaryota, Viridiplantae, Streptophyta, Magnoliopsida, Ericales, Ericaceae. Gene Ontology annotation, cellular component: membrane.